Messenger RNA from Fragaria vesca subsp. vesca, 1360 nucleotides. RefSeq names its product ethylene-responsive transcription factor 5-like. The transcript has a single exon. Gene Ontology annotation, molecular function: DNA-binding transcription factor activity; DNA binding. The record is from RefSeq and is a predicted model, not a curated record. NCBI's taxonomy places the organism in Eukaryota, Viridiplantae, Streptophyta, Magnoliopsida, Rosales, Rosaceae. Bases 114 to 1160 code for a protein of 348 amino acids. Gene Ontology annotation, biological process: ethylene-activated signaling pathway; regulation of DNA-templated transcription.
GUUUCUCCAUUCCCAUUCCACUCCCAGCUUUCCACUCUUUCUUAACAUCUCUCUGAUAUAUUCUCCCUCUCAAUUAACAGAUUUGAAAUCAUUCCCCUGAUCGAUCAUCAUCAAUGGAACCUGCUCUCGACAUGGCUGCCCUCGAUUUCAUCAAGAACCAUCUUCUCGGCGAGUUCUCUCCCAUCUGCAAAAGCUCUGGCUGCUCUGUUGUUACUGAGCUAACAACCACCACCACCACCUCCUCCUCCUCCUCCUCAUCAUCAUCAUCUUCGGAUAUAUCCAGAUCCCAGUCUACUUCUCAAUCUUCCAUCGAAAUCUCUGACUACUUCGACAAUGAACUCUUCGACUUCACCUCCAACAAUAUUCCCAUCCCUGACGACUUCUUCGAGUUCGAAACCAAGCCACAAGUGAUUGACCUCACAACCCCAAAACCAACUGAUCUGACCUCCCAAAUAUCCUUUGAGUUUGACUCCAAGCCUCAGUUUAACAGCUCUGCUAGUUUCUUCGAGUUUCAACCGGAGGUUCAGAUCUUGAACCAAACAGCUCCCAAACCGGUCACUACUUCUGCCCGGAAACCUGCCCUCACCAUCUCUCUCCCCAACAAGACCGAAUGGAUUCAGUUCUCGAAUUCCGACAAGAGUCAAUUAGUGGUCCAGAAAACCGUUCAGAAUGAGGAGAAGAAGAAGCACUACCGCGGCGUCCGACAAAGGCCGUGGGGCAAAUACGCGGCGGAGAUCCGAGACCCGAACCGAAGAGGCUCCCGGGUCUGGCUUGGAACCUUUGACGCAGCCAUCGAGGCCGCCAAGGCUUACGACCGGGCGGCGUUUAAGCUCCGAGGCUCCAAAGCCAUCCUUAACUUCCCUCUAGAAGCCGGGAAAUAUGACACCCCGCAGCCUAAUAAGACGGCGGCCGUGGUUGAGAGAAAACGACGUCGUGAGGAGGAAGUGCAACCGGAAGUACCCGUGGUGGUGAAGAAGGAGAAAGUAACGGUAUCGGAGGAGGCUGUGAGUUAUAUUAAGGAUAUGCCGUUGACACCGUCGAGUUGGACGGCGGCGUUGUGGGACUCCGAUGAGGAUGUGAAAGGGAUCUUCAGUGUUCCGCCGUUGUCGCCGUUAUCUCCCCACCCAGCGAUGGGUUUUUCACAACUUAUGGUCGUAUGAAAAAAAACAGAAAGACUAAUUCCAUUUUUCAUUGGCGCCGAGUUGUUUAAUAGAUUAGGACCUUUUUAAUUCUUUUUAAUUAUCUGAAGAAAAUGGUAUAUAUUGUUCCCGUAUAUAUGUGAUAUAUGUACGUGGGAACUUUUGAUAAUGGAUGAGAAGGAUUGUGUUAAUUUGGUAAACUUUGUAUAUAUUCCCAGUUU